AUGGAGGCCAAUCCGGUGCAACGGGACUACACCUACUACCCCAAGACAGCCGGCUGGCUAAACUUACACUUGGAACCCGCAACAUGGAGGGAUGCGCGGCUGAUUUGCGCGCGCGAAGAUGCUGUACUCGCUUCACCUGAAAAUGAUGAUUUACAAGAAGCAAUCCGUAAUGAAAUGAGCAAGUCCCAGACAUUGAAAGUGUUUACUGGAGUACAUGAUACUUACGCCACUGGGCACUACUACUCUAUGGAAGGCACUCGAUUGUCUAGCAAGUCGGUAUUGGUACACGAGGAGUCUUUAAACGCCAGUCGUACUGAGAACUGCUUGCAUCUCACUCAAAAUGAUAAGGAUGAGAACGCAAUGAUCCGCGGCAGCUGUUCGGUGGCUCUGCCUUUUGUCUGCUUAACGAGGAAGAGGCCAAGCGUUGUGGACUGUGGAACAGAUGAUAAAGAUUAUAAAUAUGAGGCCCGAACAAACCGCUGUUACAAGUUCCAUACGCAGGAAAAGAACUGGUCUACCGCCUUCGCCACCUGCUCCGACGAGGGUGCGCACUUAGCAGUUAUCAACAGUAAGACCUAG
Messenger RNA from Cydia splendana, 579 nucleotides. RefSeq names its product hemolymph lipopolysaccharide-binding protein-like. Gene Ontology annotation, molecular function: signaling receptor activity. Lineage: Eukaryota; Metazoa; Arthropoda; Insecta; Lepidoptera; Tortricidae. Bases 1 to 579 code for a protein of 192 amino acids. The record is from RefSeq and is a predicted model, not a curated record. The transcript has 5 exons.